Molecule: messenger RNA, 4670 nt
Organism: Schistocerca nitens (vagrant locust)
Lineage: Eukaryota; Metazoa; Arthropoda; Insecta; Orthoptera; Acrididae
Gene: Arp1
Product: actin-related protein 1
Exons: 9
Coding region: 59-1189 (376 amino acids)
Source: RefSeq, a predicted model, not a curated record
GCUUGUGAAUCAGCCGGGUUGGGUUGGAUGAAGUGUGGGAGGAGGAAUUGUAACAGAGAUGGAACCUUACGAUGUUAUAGUCAACCAGCCAGUUGUCAUUGAUAAUGGCUCUGGAGUCAUCAAAGCAGGAUUUGCAGGGGAUCACAUUCCAAAAUGUCGGUUUCCAAACUAUAUUGGACGUCCAAAGCAUAUUCGCGUUAUGGCUGGAGCACUUGAAGCUGACUUGUUUGUAGGACCUAAAGCUGAAGAGCACAGGGGAUUGUUAAGCAUAAGGUAUCCGAUGGAACAUGGAAUUGUUUCUGACUGGAAUGAUAUGGAAAGGAUUUGGCAAUAUAUCUACAGUAAAGAUCAGCUUAAUACAUUUGCUGAAGAGCAUCCCGUGCUGUUAACGGAGGCACCACUAAAUCCUAGGCGUAACAGAGAGAAGGCAGCAGAAAUAUUUUUUGAAACAUUUAAUGUUCCAGCAUUAUUUGUUUCAAUGCAGGCUGUGCUUAGUUUGUAUGCAACAGGACGCACAACAGGUGUUGUUUUGGAUGCAGGAGAUGGCGUUACUCAUGCAGUACCUAUAUAUGAGGGAUUUGCCAUGCCUCAUAGCAUAAUGAGGGUAGAUAUAGCUGGAAGAGAUGUAACUAGGUACCUGAGGUUACUGUUGCGGAGAGAAGGUGUUAAUUUUUAUACAACUGCUGAAUUUGAAAUAGUGAGAACAAUUAAAGAAAAGGCAUGUUAUCUUGCAAAUAAUCCUCAGAAGGAAGAAACUGUUGAAACUGAAAAGUACCAGUAUGUUCUGCCAGAUGGCAGCACUCUUGAAAUCGGUCCAGCAAGAUUUAGAGCACCAGAGGUUUUGUUCAGACCAGAUCUGAUUGGAGAAGAAUAUGAAGGACUCCAUGAGGUUCUCCUGUACUCAAUUCAGAAAUCUGAUCUAGAUUUACGUAAAGUACUCUUUCAGAAUAUCAUUUUGUCAGGCGGCUCAACAUUGUUUAAGGGAUUUGGAGACAGACUGUUAUCAGAAAUACGAAAAUUGGCACCAAAAGACAUAAAAAUUCGGAUAUCGGCACCACAAGAACGUUUGUACACAACAUGGAUUGGUGGUUCAAUUCUUGCCUCUCUUGACACUUUCAAGAAAAUGUGGGUAUCAAAAAGAGAGUAUGACGAAGAAGGUCACAGAGCAAUCCAUAGAAAGACUUUCUGAAGAGACCACUGCUGUUGGAAUUAUAAUAUACCAAUAUUGCGUAGGCUGGUACAGAGCAAUUAUGUUACCAGCCUUGAGAAAAUGUUGGACCACAAAACAGUACAUGUCUGUUUAAGUGAUUAACUUGUUUGGUUGUAAUGUGGUAAAUGCAUUAAACUUUGCUUUAUAUUACAGUAAGAUGAUUUAAGAACUAUACUGCUGUAUUUUACAAGCCACUGUAGCUAUCAUGUGAUAACAUUCAGAUGUAUAAUUUAUUGCUAAAGUCUGUCUGAGCUUUAUUAUACAAAUGUGCAAGGUAUUGAAUUCUUAGUGUCUUUUUUUUAAAAAAAAAAAAACAAAAAAGAAAAGAAAGAAAGAGUAAUGAAGAAAUACACAGGUUUGCUGACUCUUGUUGAUAUACAGAGUGUCAGUUUCUGGAUGUUGAGUUUCAAACAAAAUUGUUUUAACGGGAAACUUAAUGUGAGUAUCACUGUCACAAAUAUGUUAAGUUUCAAUAAUGUAACUCAAAUUCGAUCUCAUCCUUUACACAGAAAAGGCUAAAGUGACGAAUGUGCAUAUUUAAUUUCAUUUGAAGCAAUAGAAUAUAUGUCACUAGGCAAUAGCAGGUCUUUAUUGCAUAAUUAUUUAUUGUUGUAUUGUUAUAUUAUGAAAUUUUAAUGGUUGUAAUCUCACGGAAAGUUGAGAGAGAGGCUAUUAUAUUGAUGUGUACAUUAUUUAUUUGUAAUUUCCUCUUGAAUAAUUUAAAAUUAUGUUGCAACAGUAUCGGCAGCUAACUUACGGAAUUAUGGUGGAAUGCACUCAAACUGCUAGUGUGUGUAAUGUGUAUAUGUGAAGAGCAUUUGAGUUGUAGAAAUAAUGGUUUGUAAUGUUAUUUGUGUAAUAGUUAGUGGCUUUGAAUAUACAAUCAGUGUGACAACCAUUACUAUCUUUUGUUAUAAGUGGGGCAGCAGUAUGUCAUAACCAGAUAACAUUUGCUAUGUGCCAGAAUUUGUGCAGGUAAUUUAUAAAUAAAAAAAAACUGUCAUCAAUGAGGAAAUAUAUUUCAAUUUAUCUGUUGUUUCUGUGCAGUGGUACCAAAGGAGGAGGCUUGAGGUGGCCAAGUGUUCAUAUUUAAUGUUUUCUGUUUGUAAGUUAAACUUACAGAAGAGGUGUUAAUCCACACUUGUGCAGGGCUAGGAAGAAAUAGGUUUAAUUACCUCCAAUCUGAACUAAUGAGAUAAGUGCACAGCUUUGUUUUGUUUCCAAUAUUAUUAUAUUUAAGGAAAAAUUUUACUAGUCUGUAAAUGUCUUUUCACUUUAUGAGGGAACUGGUGAGAUAGUUCAGGACUACCUCUGUCAGUAAAUCAUUGGUGUAUGCUAAAUUUCAGUUCAUACUCAAUACUGUAAUGUAUUUGUCAUUCAUUGUUUCAGUCUUGUGACUUUCUUUUAACUAAAUUUUUAAAAUUUUAACUGGAAGAUGGACUUAUGAAGCUGCAUUUUCGAAUUUACAGGUGCUGUGUUGCAAUGUAAUUAUUGUUUUUAUGGGCACAGUAAUAAGUAUAAUUUUGUUAUGAAAGAUGGUUUCAACAUAAUGUGUAUUUAUCAGCAGUUUUGCUAAUAGAAAUGACAUUGUUGUUUAGUACAUAUCAAUGUUGCCUCUAUGGAACAAUUUGGGAUUCCAGUAACAAAAAGAUCUGAAAGGAACAGGCGAGGGAGGAGGCAUGUCUUAGUGAGGCAGUAGAAUUUUUUAAAAAAAUGGUGUACUAUUUUUCUCAAAUUAAUUGCCUAUUGCCAUUCUUCGAAUAGUAACAGAUAUGCCACAAGUGUAUGGUGUUGCUGGUGCAUCAGUUUAUUUAAAUAUGAGAAAUGUAUGUCUUUAUAAGGAGAUAUUUGUUCACAGGAUUGUGAAAUGAAACACUGAGAAACAGGUUGCAUAUUAUGUUCCAGUACUAUUUUGCUUCAUGAAACAGGAGCAGUAAUGAAAAGCAAAUGCAUGUGGUAAGCAACUGGUCUAUUACUCAGCCUGCAUUGGCUUAAACUGUCUUUUCAGGAGUAAUUGCAGAGUUGAACUCCAGUUCUGACAGUCAGGCUAAAAAAAAAAAAAAAAAAAAAAAAAAAAAAAAAAAAAAGCAGUAGGACAUAGUGCACUGUCCAUGUCACUGUAAUUUUUAUGUUAAUGGCAAAGUAAAAGUUAAAUCAUCAGAGAUACAUUUUAGUGUAAAGCAGUGGCCUUUAGUUUGGAGGAAAUUGUUCGAAAGUAUAAUAGAUGCAUACUUGUUAAUAUUGAGAAGAACAUUAAUUUGUUGCUACUGCUGCAUAAACACACUGCAAGUUGCUUGUUUUGCAUUAGUUAUCUUGUUGAUGCAUUCAUUCUGCACAACAUACUGCUAUCAGCUUGAAUAACUCAUAAAAAAGACAGUGCACUUAUACAAUAACCAUUAAGAUUUGUUGUUGCUCUCAUUUCUAUUAUUAAUAAAUUGAAUUAUACUCACAGUUUUCUACAUUGUAGUGUGUAUACAUAAUAAAACUAUAGUGCCCCCUCCAGAAAUUAAUGCACUAGCCCUGCAGCAUACUGUAGUCAUUAUUGUAAAAAUUUGAUUUUUGGACAAAUUAAAUAUGCAUUUUCUCAUAUUAGUUUUGAUACAUGGAAUAAAUACAGCAUGUAUCACAAUAAAACACACUGACUUUUGAAAAGACAAAAUGGAAAACUUUCAUAGUGCAGCUUUUGCAACAGUCUUUCUUUUGUGCAGUCCUUCUACAUAUACUUAUUCAAGAAAAAUAAAAAGUAUCCUGUUAUGGAAAUAUAAAGAUAUUUCAGAAAUUGUUUCAUUAUUUGUUCAUUUGGAUACUUUUUUCAGUGCCUUUUGCGUUGUGAUAACUCGCCAAUAACUUACUAAUCGUGCCUGUUUAUUACUGUCAUAUGUUUAAACUCUGAUUAAGCACACAUUCCUUAGUAAUAAGUGAAAGCACACAACCUGUAUUUUGUAAUCAGUGAAUUAUCUGGUAUACUUGAAACUGAGUGACAAUGACUGAGUUAAAUGAUGUAUAACUAUGGUGUUGGAAUGCAGAGCAAUAGAUAAUGUAAUUCUUUAAACAAUGAAAGAUUAAUUAACUGAAUGCCACUUUUGUAAUGGUUAGAUUUUUUUCAGUAAACAUCACUCGGUUAGUUUAAUAAUGCCGACAAUAACACUCAAAUCCUGUAAUUCAGACCACAAACAUUGUGAAACAGAGGUGGUAUCUACCAACUGUAAAGCAGAAUUUGUUAUGUAUGUGAUGUUUUGGGAGUGAUAAUACCAUAUAAUAUCUUCCAUUCAGAUGGAGGCUGUGCUGCUUUUGCAGUUUCUCUUCAGAAAUCACAAGGGCUUGCUGCAAACAGUAUUAUUUUUUUAAGAUUAUAAUUUAUUGAGUUUCUGUAGUUGCAAGCUGAUUGUGUACUUUAAUUUUUAAAAUAUAAAAUUUGUGUGUUUACCUUGUUUGUAAUAAAUUUUAUACAUUUUGCUUA